Xenia sp. Carnegie-2017 is the source of this 1585-nucleotide messenger RNA. Its product is annotated as pre-mRNA-splicing factor 38A-like. NCBI's taxonomy places the organism in Eukaryota, Metazoa, Cnidaria, Anthozoa, Malacalcyonacea, Xeniidae. The transcript is spliced from 9 exons. The record is from RefSeq and is a predicted model, not a curated record. Gene Ontology annotation, cellular component: precatalytic spliceosome. The coding region runs from base 321 to 1316 and encodes 331 amino acids.
UCUUCUUCACUUCCUUUUUGCAUCUCACAUCGGUCGUCAGCAGACUUCCAAGGUAGUUGAAGCUUUCCUUCUCCUCAAUAUGGUCGUUGCCAAUUCUCAAGUAACAGUGGGGCUUUUCUGCAAGUUUGCUGACUACCAUCGAUUUGGUUUUAUCACAGUUGAUAGUCAGGCCCAUUUCAGCGCUCGCUUCCACAACCUGGUCUAAUAGUGCUUGCAGUUGUUCUUCAGUGGUUGCAAUCAGGUCGUUUUAGUGGAUGAUAAACAGUAUCCAUCAUUAACUAAAGCUAGGUCGUUUUAGUGGAUGAUAAACAGUAUCCAUCAUGGCGAACAGAACGGUAACUGACGCCAAAACUGUAAAAGGGACAAAUCCUCAAUAUUUGGUGGAGAAAAUUGUUCGGACAAGGAUAUAUGAGUCUAAAUAUUGGAAGGAACAAUGUUUUGCGUUAAGUGCUGAACUUUUGGUAGACAAAGCGAUGAAUCUUGAAUACAUUGGUGGAACAUUUGGGGGCAAUAUUAAACCUACUCCAUUUCUCUGUCUUGUAUUGAAAAUGUUACAAAUUCAACCUGAAAAGGAAAUAGUGGUUGAAUUUAUCAAAAACGACGAUUACAAGUAUGUUCGAGCUCUUGGUGCUAUAUACAUGAGGCUUGUAGGAACAGCGCUAGAUGUUUAUAAUUACCUGGAACCACUCCUUAACGAUUAUAGAAAACUAAAAGUAAAAAAUAAAAUGGGUGUGUUUGAAUUAACUCACAUUGAUGAGUUUGUGGAUGAAUUAUUAAGAGAGGACAGAGUUUGUGAUAUAAUUUUACCAAGAAUUCAGAAACGACAUCUUCUGGAGAGUAUUAAUCAGAUUGAGCCGAGACGAAGUGCUUUAGAAGAUGACUUGGAUGCUCUUGAAUCAGAAGAUGAAGAAGAAGAAGAAGAAGAAGAAGAGAAAGCUCCUUCUCCUCGCCAUCACAAGUCACCCACUCCAGAUAGACAUAGAAAACGUCGACGAUCCCCUCGAUCACGACGAAGUCAUUCGCGUUCACCCAGACGUCGAUCUCGAUCACCUCGAAGAAGAAGUAUUUCUCCACGUCGUCACAGACAUCGAAGUCGAAGUCGUUCGCCAACUCGUCGUCAUCACUCGCCAACUCGUCGUGACCACUCGCCUGCUCGUCGUCAUCGUCGUCGUUCACAGUCUCGUUCUCCUUCACCGCAUAAAUCACGAAAGUUGAGUAGACGUGGAGGAAAAACAGAGAUGAGUCAAGAAAGUUUGGAAAUUGAAGAAGCGAAUGCAUUGAGAGCUAAACUUGGUCUUAAGCCUUUAAAACCUUAACAAGUUUUAUAAAAUCAUUUAUGUACAGUUAUUGUAAAACUUGCCAGGUUUUCUUGUUGUAUCUUGAAAGUUUUAUGAUAUUAUAUCAUGGUUUUUAUGAUAUUUUAACUGUUUUCCUCGAUAUUGUAUAGGCGUUCAUUUGUCUGAAUAUAUGACUCUUUGGUGUAGAUAAUCUUCUCUCAAUUGAAGAGUUUGCUGGGCAAAUAGAAUAAAAUGCAUGUAAAAAAUGGUAAAUUACAAUAAAAUAGUGAUAAAUAGUAAAAAUUAAA